AGCCAAGAAUCGACACUGAAAACUGAUUGUCAAACGACGCAACAAAGAAUAUUUAUAAACACGUUUCCAUUGUUGCAAAUUCACAAUAGUUUCAAACGGACACGUUCUAUUCCCGCGCUUUUGGUUUGAAGUCGGCCGCACCCAUUUAUUCAGCCGGUCGAUUUGUUUACAUUUAGCCGGCGAUGCAAAAUUAUGGAACGUCUUGUCAUUUUCUUGAGAUUCUAACGCUAAACCUGAAUUGAAAAUGGUCGUCGAGGAGGAUUUGCCCACGAUGAAGAGCAAAAAGGAAAAGGCCGAGAUGAAAAAGGCGGAGAAGGAAGAGCUGGAAGAGGAAAACGCCCGAAUGCUGGCCGCCGUAGCUUUUGCCGUAGUCCUCAUCGGAAUUGGCCUGCCUUUGUGGUGGAAAACGACGCAGGUCUAUCGCGUUGCUCUGCCUUACAACAAAAUCGACGCCCUUCGUCCUCAGGAGGAAAAAGGGCUGAGCUUGAAAAUUACUGUGUUGACCAUCGAAGAACCUCGCGGAACUCAAUUGUGCGCAGACUUCGAUACGGUUUUUAGAUUAUCAAAACUUUUUCGAGUUAAGUGUGAAAGCAGAGGAUUGAAUUCAGCAGAAAAGGCACGAAUUGGCAACGUUCAAAGACUCCAUGAUCUCGAUAGAGUGGAGCUUAUCCCUGUUGCACUUGGUGAUAUUUUGCUUGUGGAGGUGCCAGGAAUAUCGAGACUCACUCAAAAUCUAGUCGUUCUUGGCUCUAAACGUGCAGCAUUUUUCUCUUCAGAAACAGGUUCCAAAAAACUGAUAAUGGUUUUGAAUGAGUGGCUGCUGAGGGAGGAAACAAUAACCCAGACCUUAAAAGCAAUGAGGGCGCCUACUUUGGCUGGAAAAGGCAAAGAAGCGAGAACUCGAGUCCCUCCGACUGUAGGAAACUUGGACAUUUUGCUCAGUUUGGCUGUGCCUUCUCCAGAGGAAAUCAGAGUAGACUGGGACAUCACAGCUGCAAUUGAAGAUUACUUGCAACCAUUUUUGGAUGAGAUGAGCAGUGUUUCAAAUUUUUCAGUAAAAUCUCAGGUUACUUAUUUUGCAUCUCUGGGAGUGAGAAAAAAAGCCGUCAAUACUAAAGAGCUCGGACCUCAUUAUGCAAUUCAGGAAGAGCUUCUGCCUCAAAUUAUUUCUCCUUUGGAAAAGAAAAUAGGCUCACAUGUUUCCACAUCGGCCUCGUUGUGUCUCGUCUUGUACAUUCCUGGUUGCACUGAAGCGCCUCUACAUUUUUACACAAAGCAGGGCCAGCCUGUGCCCACAAACGCAAUCAUAUCAGCACGGUGGGGUGGCCUGAUUGUCCUCAACCCUCCCAAUUACGCCUGUAAAAGUGAUGAGGUCAUCGACAUGGACGUUCCAACCUUGAAGGUGAUGGGUCUCUUUUUGGCUCAACUAAGGCAACUAUUAGGCAUUCCAGAAUUGGAACCAAUUCACUUUGCUGAAAUGUUACCCCUGAUGGAGGCAGAGCCCAGGCUGUGGGAAAUUGACUCCCUGAUGAGAACCAGAGCCCUGGAACAAGUGACCUCAGCCACACUUACUUUGCAGUCCUUAGCAAAACUUCUGGGUCAAAUUGGCAACAUCGUGAUCGGAGAUGAGGUGGGCAGAAGCAUUUUCGUAGCCACGGAAUCUGCGCACAGUGCAGAGCAAUUGCUCUCUGAAGGCAAAUUGAAGGAAGGAUUUGAUCAUUCUAGAGUGGCUUUCUUGGAAUCGGAAUCGGCCUUCACUGAUCCUUCUCUUCUAGCUCUGUUGUACUUCCCUGAUGACCAAAAGUACGCUGUUUAUAUUCCACUGUUCCUGCCAGUCAUGAUUCCAGUUUUGAUGUCGUUGAAGACAAUUAAGAAUUGGGUUUUGAAGAAGCUCUCCCAAGGAAAGCACAAGCGAGACUGAACUGCCUGCGGAACGAACUUUGUUUUUAAUGUAGGUCAUUGAUUGUUUUUUAAGUAAACUAUAAAUUAAGAAUACAAUUUCAAGUCUGUUGCA
Molecule: messenger RNA, 2014 nt
Organism: Neocloeon triangulifer
Lineage: Eukaryota; Metazoa; Arthropoda; Insecta; Ephemeroptera; Baetidae
Gene: PIG-S
Product: GPI transamidase component PIG-S
Exons: 11
Coding region: 245-1921 (558 amino acids)
Biological process (GO): attachment of GPI anchor to protein
Cellular component (GO): GPI-anchor transamidase complex
Source: RefSeq, a predicted model, not a curated record